CUAGUGGGUGUAGCUACUUUUGCAGUUGAAUAUAUAAGUAGAUCUGGUUCUUGGUGUCUUCUACUUUCGCUCUCUUCCUGGAAAAUCACGAUGGGAAGUUCAGCAGUAGUAGGUUGGACUCUUCUUUAUGCUAUCUUGGCUCUUAUCUCAACCCAACAAGACUACUCAAAUGCUGCCUUGUUGCCGGAGACACUCAAGUUAAUCGAAGCGGCCAACGCCGAUGGACCUUAUUUAGGGUUGGUCAUUCCAAACACUUACGAAUUGAACCCUCUUCUUCGAUCUCCAAACUUCACCUCAACUGACUUGAUCAUUGACUUUUCUGGAAGAAGAUUCAGGUUUGGAACCAUUGCUACAAAGAAAGUCAUAUUAGUUCUGACAGGACUGGGAAUGAUUAAUGCAGGAAUAACCACUCAGCUUUUACUAAGCAUGUUCAGUGUAGAAGGAGUGGUGCAUUAUGGCACAGCUGGCAAUGCGAAUCCAACCUUCAACCUUGCAGAUGUGGUCAUUCCUCAGUAUUGGUCCCAUACUGCUCUUUGGACCUGGCAAAGAUAUGGACAUGGGCCUGAAGAUGAUUUGCCUCUAAAUUCAAUGAGAGAUAUUGGGUGCUUGAACCUUGCAAGUUACACAGUGAAUGUGACAGAUGGGAGCUCAUAUGAUAACUUGUUGAACAAUAUUUGGUAUCAGUCAGAGGAAGUCUUUCCCAUUGAUGGAACUCCAGAACAAAGAGAGUUUACCUUUUGGGUCCCUGUUCAUCCCUUCUACUAUGAAAUCUCCAAAAAUCUGGAGGAUCUGAAACUAGAAGGUUGCCUAAACUCAACAUCAUGUUUGUCACAUACACCAAAAGUGGCAAGAGUUCAGAGGGGAACAAGUGCAAGCAUUUACCUAGACAAUGCUGCUUACCGUGACUUCAUAUAUGAUAAGUUCAACAUAACUCCGGUGGACAUGGAAAGUGCUUCUGUUGCUUUGAUAUGCCUUCAGCAAAGGGUGCCCUUCAUAGCCAUCCGGGCUCUCUCUGACUUGGCCGGCGGUGGCUCUGCGGAUUCCAAUGAGGCUGACACAUUCAAUACUCUCGCUUCCCAUAAUUCAGCCACAGUUGUUGUUGAAUUUAUCAAACAGUUAGCAGCUGCUAGUUGUGCAUCUAUUAUGUGUCCUAGUGAUGAUGUUUACUAAAAGGGGGCGUUGCCCAUUUUGCAAUUUGUCAUAGGGGGAUUUUGUAAUUAAUUUAAAUUACUUGGGGGGGGCUACUUUGUCAAUUUAGUG
Messenger RNA from Rosa chinensis, 1260 nucleotides. RefSeq names its product 5'-methylthioadenosine/S-adenosylhomocysteine nucleosidase. The transcript is spliced from 5 exons. NCBI's taxonomy places the organism in Eukaryota, Viridiplantae, Streptophyta, Magnoliopsida, Rosales, Rosaceae. Gene Ontology annotation, biological process: nucleoside metabolic process. Gene Ontology annotation, molecular function: catalytic activity. Bases 91 to 1170 code for a protein of 359 amino acids. The record is from RefSeq and is a predicted model, not a curated record.